GUCAUCCUAAAGUCUCUUCCGGGUGUUUCCUUUAGCCGAACUGUGGACCAAGACAGCAAAUUAACGAAGCCUUUCUUUUACAUUUUAAUCCUUAGAUUUGCAAAAAUGAAUCGUAUUUUUGGAAAAGGUAAAGCCAAAGGUCCGCCACCGAACUUGUCGGACUGCAUAGGAAACGUUGAUUCUCGGGCUGAGUCUGUUGACAAGAAAAUCGCCAGACUAGAUGCAGAACUAGUCAAGUACAAGGAUCAGAUGAAAAAGAUGAGAGAUGGGCCUUCAAAGAACAUGGUGAAGCAAAAAGCUAUGAGAGUUCUGAAACAAAAGAGAAUGUAUGAGGGCCAGAGAGAUAACCUCAUGCAGCAGUCGUUCAACAUGGAACAGGCAAACUACACCAUCCAAACCCUCCAAGACACUAAAACUACAGUUGAUGCCAUGAAAACUGGUCUCAAAGACAUGAAGAAAGCAUACAAGAAUGUGAAAAUCGAUAAGAUUGAGGAUCUCCAAGAUCAGCUGGAGGACAUGAUGGAAGAUGCCAAUGAUAUUCAAGAGGCACUGGGCAGGAGCUACGGCACCCCUGACAUAGAUGAGGAUGACUUGGAAGCAGAGCUGGAUGCUCUGGGAGAUGAGCUCCUGAUGGAUGAUGACAGCUCCUACCUGGAUGAGGCUGCGACUGCUCCUUCCAUCCCAGAGGGUGUGCCCGGCGACAAGUCGACCAAUAGGGACGGGGUCCUUGUGGAUGAGUUUGGCCUUCCUCAGAUUCCUGCUACAUAAAGGAGCAAUUUGAAGACGAUAUGCUAGUUUUACAUGUAUCAUAACCUGUUUUUUGUAUUUAUCCAACUAUCUUGGCCUUAGAGCUCAACAAAAACCAAAGCUUCUUCUGUCUGGAAACUGUAACAAAAUAUCAGGCAUCUUUGAUUCAAGUUGAUUAUUAUUAUUCUUCGACUGAGCUUGUCUCUGUCUAACGAAUUGUAGGUAUUGGGAUUCUCUUAACUUUGUACAGUUUCUGCAUCAACAAAAUAAAUUAUAUUUUCAAAACAAGAAA
Messenger RNA from Melanotaenia boesemani (Boeseman's rainbowfish), 1039 nucleotides. RefSeq names its product charged multivesicular body protein 5b (gene chmp5b). Lineage: Eukaryota; Metazoa; Chordata; Actinopteri; Atheriniformes; Melanotaeniidae. The transcript is spliced from 8 exons. Gene Ontology annotation, cellular component: multivesicular body. Gene Ontology annotation, biological process: late endosome to vacuole transport via multivesicular body sorting pathway; vesicle budding from membrane. The record is from RefSeq and is a predicted model, not a curated record. Bases 106 to 768 code for a protein of 220 amino acids.